UCUCUCUCUCUCUCUCUGUCUCAAACUUUAAAAAGACAAAUACAAGUCAAAUGAAACACUAUAGGCAUGCAUUUGCUGUCUUAAUCAUCUAAACUAUAGUUCUCGGUUGUGGGAUCUAUGAAAUCUGGGCCACGAAAAGCAUACUCCCCACUCCAUCAAUGUCUAUGUUAGAUUUGGAGCUUAAGUUGUGGUAAGGUGCCCUGACGAGACCUCUAUUAAGCUGACAUUUAUGUACUAUUUCACGUCCUUUUAUAAGACCUGAGUCAAAUUAUCUGAGGCCAAGCGGGUUCUUUCAGUACAUGGAUCCGGUUACUACCCAUAACACUAAGGAAAGUGGAGGUCUUCGGUAACACACGAACCUAGUUCUCUACUUUGCUGGUCGAUAGCCUCCCGAAGAGACGCUAGAUCCACUUUUGCACUGACAUUGGCUGCUCCCACCUGCCCAGCCAGGCAGACGCAGCGUGUGCACCUGAACAGAGUGAGCGGAUGUUUCUCUUUUCAGCCCCUGUGACUUUUCUAGCCACGCUGGACUGUAUUUGCAUGUGUGGGGCGGGUUAAUGCAGUGGAACAGAACAGCUUACGAGCACUAAGGAGUUAGCUUGGCCUUGCAGACGGGGUGGGGGUUUGGAAUCCAGCCUCUCGGAUGGAUUUUCGCUGUAAAGAGGAGUGGCCCGGGGAGUUCAGACUAGAAACCCAUGGUUAAUCACAAGCGUCUUCAGCAUCCCGUCCUGCUUCUGUCUGAUAAAACUUCACCCUUGGAUCAACCCACCUCUGUCUCUGCGCUUCUGGAAUCCUGGGACCCACUGCAGGAGACACCACUCAUAUACCGAGGAACACAGCUGCUGGAUUGUGUGGUUUACUUUUGUAAGAUACUGCCAGACUGUCUUCCCAAGUGGCCGCACCAUUGCGUAAUCCCCAGCGAUGAAUGAGCGUCCCUGUCACUCCAAGUCCUGGUAUUGUCAGCGUCCCGGAUAUCAUCCAUUCUGGUGUCUGAUGGACAGGCUCACUGGAGGCAGUAACAGCAGACAAUUUAUCUCCUAGCAAGAAGCCCCUCCCCCGAUUCCUUAUUGGCUGAGCACUACAGAGCCAAGUACCCGGCCAUCAAGGCCCUGAUGCGGCCCGACCCUCGCCUCAAGUGGACGGUGCUGGGGCUGGUGCUGGCGCAGCUGCUGGCCUGCUGGCUGGUGCGGGGCCUGGCGUGGCGCUGGCUGCUCUUCUGGGCCUACGCGUUCGGGGGCUGCGUGAACCACUCGCUGACGCUCGCCAUCCACGACAUCUCGCACAACGCCGCCUUCGGCACGGGCCGCGCCGCGCGCAACCGCUGGCUCGCCGUGUUCGCCAACCUGCCCGUGGGGGUGCCCUACGCCGCCUCCUUCAAGAAGUACCACGUGGACCACCACCGCUACCUGGGCGGCGACGGGCUGGACGUGGACGUGCCCACGCGCCUCGAGGGCUGGCUCUUCUGCACGCCGGCCCGCAAGCUGCUGUGGCUGGCGCUGCAGCCCCUGUUCUACUCGCUGCGGCCGCUGUGCGUGCACCCCAAGGCCGUGACCCGCAUGGAGGUGCUCAACGCGCUGGUGCAGCUGGCCGCCGACGCCGCCAUCUUCGCCCUCUGGGGCCUCAAGCCCGUGGUCUACCUGCUGGCCAGCACGCUGCUGGGCCUGGGCCUGCACCCCAUCUCGGGCCACUUCGUGGCCGAGCACUACAUGUUCCUCAAGGGCCACGAGACCUACUCCUACUACGGGCCCCUCAACUGGAUCACCUUCAACGUGGGCUACCACGUGGAGCACCACGACUUCCCCAGCAUCCCGGGCUGCAACCUGCCCCUGGUGCGGAAGAUCGCACCCGAGUACUACGACCACCUACCGCAGCACCACUCGUGGGUGAAGGUGCUUUGGGACUUCGUGCUCGAGGACUCCCUGGGGCCCUACGCCAGGGUGAAGCGGGUGUGCAAGCUGGCGGAGGAGCGUCUGUGAGCCCGGGGAGGAGGACCCCGCGGAACCCGGGGGCCUGCUGCCCCGCCCUGCCCCCCCCCUGCUGCAGAGCGGUUUGUCACUGCCCACCCCACCCCCAGCCCAGUGCCCAGAGCUGCUUUCGCUGCAUUUGGUUCCCGCACUGACCGCGGUCUUGUCCCCCAGAACCCAGGACGGCAUCCGGCCACAGCGGGCACACAUGCAGCCUGGAGAUGCUUGGUCCGCACCUGCACUGUCGACCCAGGCCAGGCCCUCCUUCCCUGGGCCUCGGGGACGGAGACCUGGCCCUGCCCUGGGUGCUCUGUGCCGCCUCCACCGAGCUGACGUCCCUGGUGUUCCCGUGCCCUAAACUCAGUUCGGUGUUUUGUUUUCACAUCCACAGACCGUGCUUCCCAGGGGGGGCAUGGUUCCAGCCCAGCCUCAGACUGAGGCCCCCCCCGCCAGCCGGACCCUGCAGGCCUCAGGCCUGUGGAUCUCCUUCCCGGCCGGCCCCGGCUGCACCCCACCUGCUUUCCGGCCUUGGGGACUGCGGCCGCUUCAUGCUGUGUGCUUAGCACCCCUGUGGUCCUGCCUUUGUGAGUGGCCCCUGCACAUCCUGGGGCUUGGGGGGUCCACAUGGCCCUGAAGCCCCUCAUUAGCGGCCUUCCCUCCUCUCCAGCCCGGCUGAGUGUGGACACUGCCCCCCUGAGCUGUGCUCCCGCCCCACCUCGAGGCUCUGGCCUGAGGGAAGCCCUCCCUGACCCUAGAGGUUUUAGCCCAGACAGGGUGGAGUCUGUCUCCCGGACCGACUCCCCGAGGACUUGAGAUCUUCAUAAACGGGUGCCGCAGGCCAGAUGCACGGAGGGGAGACUUGUGACUGGGCAGACAGGUGGCUGCCCGAGUGAGCCACGGCCCUGAGGGAAGCAGGCUGGUGUCCCUGGUGGUGGCCCUGUCUUUACUGGUGGAGGCACGGCCCUUGGCCCUUGGGGGCUGCAAGGGGUGGGGUCCUGGUCUCCCAGAGGCAGGCAGGCAGCAGGAGGGGUGCCUAAGGCUGGGGAGGCUGAGGACCCCCCCCCCCCUCCCGCCGCCGUGGGCACCGCUGGGCCCUGUGAGCUGGCCCAGGAGAGGGAGGAGGGCUGUCAGGAAGGCACGUGGCAGCUCCCAGGGCCCGAGACCUGGCCGGUGCUGUGCAAGGACUUCCUGCCCGGGACUGGGAGUGGCCUCAUGUGGUGCCAGGCACCCCUGUGUCCGAGAACGGUCUGACACCGGGAUGGCUCUGGGAAGAGGCCUGGGCCCCGGGGCUGUUGUGUGAGGCAGUGCAGCUUGGCGGGAGUACUUUGAGCCUGGACGUGGGGGGGGGGGGGGAAGGGGGGGGCCCUCCCUGUGCAAACAGGCUGGCCCGAGGCAGGUGAGCGCAGCCCCUCCCGCCGCCAGCCUGGGGCCUCCCAGCCCACCUGCCCGCAGAGCUGUCCCGAGGAGGAGACUGUCACCACCUGCCAGCUCCCCGCCAGACCCCAGAUGACAGAAUCAGUGGGCCUGGAAUCUGUCGCCCUGGGUUACAACCAGAACCACUGCCGGCCCUGGGGGCUGCUCACCUCCCGACAGAACUACCUGGCUCCUGUCUGCACGGUUGUUGGGAGCACUCGAGGAGACAGGGGGGUGCGGGGGGUGGGAGGGGGGUGGUCCAGAGCCCGGCUAGAAAGCAGCAGUCCCCUGUCAUCAGCCGGACGGCGGGCCCCGCCUCCUCCCCUCCCACGAGGCCCCCGCAGGAUGGCUGGGCACAUUGCCGUGCCUGUGGUGGCCACGAUGGUCCAGGAUUCCAAGGCCUGGCCACUGGCCGGGGCCCUGCUCCCGGCACGGGGUCAGACCGUCUCUGGCUCGGAAGGGGAACGUGUGCGGUGCGAGAAGCGCUGGCAUAUGCCUCGGGCGGGCGUGCGGGCCAGGGCGGUGGUCCUUCCUGGAGGAUGCAGCCUGCCUCACUCUCCUACUGCCUCGCGGAGCCCAAGCUGCCACUCCCGGCCCUGCGGUCAGGACGCACGUGGAGUCUGAGGUGGCAGUGUGGACGGCACUCAGGGCCCACCCCUGGGGGAGACCAUGGCGGGCCGGCUGGAAGCGCGCGAGCUGCCCCGGCUCCCGCCUUCCCCGUCUGCAUUCAGCCUGGCUACCGGCCGAGGCCUCUGCUGGCCCCUCUGCUCCCCCGGGGGACGGCGUCCUCAGCCAGGAGCGGCCGGAGCCGGCGCGGGAGAGUGAGCCGGAGCCAGGGGUGUGGACAGUAAGCGUUUAUUAGCACGUGGACACAGACACCGCGGUGCGUGGACAGACUUCAACCACCACGACGCUGGGGACCGCUCGCCGCUGACCGCAUCACCUAGGAGAAAACUCGGAAACCAUCUAAUGAAGCGUGUGAUCUGGGGAGUCCUCUAUAAACCAAAGAAAUGUACACUUAAAUAGGCAAAUAUAAAAUACAAAAAAGGCGA
Messenger RNA from Felis catus (domestic cat), 4429 nucleotides. RefSeq names its product delta 4-desaturase, sphingolipid 2 (gene DEGS2). Lineage: Eukaryota; Metazoa; Chordata; Mammalia; Carnivora; Felidae. Bases 1113 to 1976 code for a protein of 287 amino acids. The transcript has 6 exons. Gene Ontology annotation, biological process: ceramide biosynthetic process; sphinganine metabolic process. Gene Ontology annotation, cellular component: membrane. The record is from RefSeq and is a predicted model, not a curated record. Gene Ontology annotation, molecular function: sphingolipid delta-4 desaturase activity.